Messenger RNA from Dovyalis caffra, 1110 nucleotides. NCBI's taxonomy places the organism in Eukaryota, Viridiplantae, Streptophyta, Magnoliopsida, Malpighiales, Salicaceae. The record is from the annotation of a GenBank genome assembly.
AUGGAAGUUGUUCAAGUGCUUCACAUGAAUGGGGGAAUGGGAGAUACAAGUUAUGCCCAGAACUCAUUGCUUCAGCAAAAGGUGAUAUCCAUGACAAAGCCAAUUACAGACGAAGCAAUAACCAAUCUCUACUGCGACACUUUCCCUACAAGUUUAACCAUAGCAGACUUGGGAUGUUCUUCAGGACCAAACACUCUAGCUGCAGUAUCUGAAAUUGUCAAAGUAGUGGACGAGAUUCGCAGAAAACUAGGCCAUAAAUCACCAGAAUAUCAGUUGCUGUUGAAUGAUCUUCCAGGCAAUGACUUCAAUGCCAUUUUCAGGUCAUUGGCAGGCUUCCAAGAAAAGAUGAAAAAACAAAUGGGAGAUGGGUUUGGGCCAUGUUUUUUCGCCGGAGUCCCUGGUUCUUUCUAUGGCAGGCUUUUUCAUGCCAAAAGUCUGCAUUUUGUCUAUUCUUCCUACAGUCUCAUGUGGCUGUCUCAGGUCCCUGAAGGUCUGGAUGGUAACAAGGGGAACAUUUAUAUGGCCAGCACAAGCCCACCAAGCGUGCUUAAGGCUUAUUACAGGCAGUUUCAAACGGAUUUUUCACUGUUUUUGAAGUGUCGUUCUGAAGAGUUGAUGGCAGGAGGGCGUAUGGUUUUAACAUUUUUGGGUAGAAGAAGUGAAGAUCGUACCAGCAAGGACUGCUGCUACAUUUGGGAGCUUUUAGCUAUGGUUCUCAAUGAAAUGGUCGGAGAGGGGUUCAUAGAGGAAGAGAAACUUGACUCCUUCAACAUUCCUCAAUACACACCAUCUCCAUUUGAAGUGGAAUCAGAAGUUGAAAAGGAAGGGUCCUUUGCCAUUGAUCGAUUGGAGGUUUCUCAAGUCAAUUGGAAUGCCGCUGCUGAUGAUGAUGAAGUUCACAAGUGUGAUGCUUUUAAAGAUAGUGGAUAUAAUGUUGCAAAGAGCAUGAGAGCUGUGGCCGAGCCCUUGCUUGUUAGCCAUUUUGGAGAAGCAAUUAUCGAUGAGGUUUUCUCUAGGUAUACAGAAAUUGUGGCCGAUCGCAUGUCGAAAGAGAAGACUCAAGUUGUCAAUGUGACUGUGUCCAUGACAAGAAGGGAAUGUUUUUGCUAA